Messenger RNA from Saccharomyces kudriavzevii IFO 1802, 237 nucleotides. RefSeq names its product 60S ribosomal protein eL38 (gene RPL38). The record is from RefSeq and is a predicted model, not a curated record. The coding region runs from base 1 to 237 and encodes 78 amino acids. Gene Ontology annotation, molecular function: structural constituent of ribosome. Gene Ontology annotation, cellular component: ribosome; cytosolic large ribosomal subunit. Gene Ontology annotation, biological process: translation; protein-RNA complex assembly. The transcript has a single exon. NCBI's taxonomy places the organism in Eukaryota, Fungi, Ascomycota, Saccharomycetes, Saccharomycetales, Saccharomycetaceae.
AUGGCUAGAGAAAUCACCGAUAUCAAACAAUUUUUGGAAUUGACCAGAAGAGCUGACGUUAAGACCGCCACUGUUAAGAUUAACAAGAAAUUGAACAAGGCCGGUAAGCCAUUCAGACAAACCAAGUUCAAGGUUAGAGGUUCUUCUUCUUUGUACACUUUGGUUAUCAAUGACGCUGGUAAGGCCAAGAAAUUGGUCCAAUCUUUGCCACCAACUUUGAAGGUUAACAAAUUAUAA